Molecule: messenger RNA, 2852 nt
Organism: Calypte anna (Anna's hummingbird)
Lineage: Eukaryota; Metazoa; Chordata; Aves; Apodiformes; Trochilidae
Gene: SLC60A1
Product: major facilitator superfamily domain containing 4A
Exons: 10
Coding region: 72-1586 (504 amino acids)
Biological process (GO): transmembrane transport
Source: RefSeq, a predicted model, not a curated record
GGGUGGGGUGGGGGUGGUGGUGGUGGUGCGGGAACCCCCAUCGCCGUGGCCGCCCCGCGCCGCCGCCCAGGAUGUGGUGGGACGAGCGGGUGUCGGGGAGGUUCCGGAGGAACCUGCAGCCCACCCUCACCUAUUGGAGCGUUUUCUUCAGCUUCGGCCUCUGCAUCGCCUUUUUGGGCCCCACGCUGCUGGACCUGCGCUGCCAGACCCAGAGCUCCCUCUCCCAGAUCACCUGGGUCUUCUUCUCCCAGCAGUUUUGCCUCCUGCUCGGCAGCUGCCUCGGAGGGGUCUUCAAGAGGACGUUGUCUCAGUCCUUGUUUGCACUCUUUGCCUCGUCCCUGGCAAUCUCCUUGGUCUUUGCCAUCAUCCCCCUGUGCCACAAUGUGGUGGUCCUGGCUGUGGUCAUGGCUGUGGCAGGUCUGGCCAUGGGCUGCAUCGACACCAUCUCCAACAUGCAGCUGGUGAAGAUCUACCAGAAGGACUCAGCCAUCUUCCUGCAGGCUCUUCAUUUCUUCGUGGGCUUUGGAGCUCUGCUGAGCCCACUCAUAGCUGACCCCUUCCUCUCAGACACCAACUGCAUCCUCUCCAACUCCACAGCCAAUGCCUCCAGUAACCUCCCUCACAUCCGAAAGUCCCUGCUCCCCCACCAUCCAGGGAACCUCUCCCAUUAUGACCUCCCCAUGAAGGGCAUGGUGGUCACUCGUGUCUCCUACGCCUUCUGGAUCAUGGCCCUCAUCAAUCUGCCUGUCCCCAUAGCUGUGUUUUUCCUGCUCUACAAGGAGAGGAUGGUUCCCUGCCUGCCCAGCAGCAGCCACCCACUGCUCUCAGCAGAUGAAUUGGCCAUGGAGACACGAAGGGUGGAAAAGGAGGAGCCCCCCAGUGCGGGGCAGAGAGCCCAGGCAGCACCAGGUCACGAUGACUUCUUCAGCUGCUGCCAAAGCAAAAACUUCAGAGGGGCUCCUUACACCUACUUUGCAGUCCACAUCACUGGGGCUCUUGUUCUCUUCAUGACUGAUGGGAUUGUGGGAGAAUAUUCUGGGUUCAUUUACAGCUAUGCAGUGGAAGAGCCUCUCUCUGUGGUCCAUAAAGUGGCUGGGUACCUGCCCAGCCUCUUCUGGGGAUUCAUCACUCUGGGCAGGCUCAUCUCCAUCCCCGUGUCCUACAGGAUGAAGCCAGCCACCAUGGUCUUCAUCAACGUGGUUGGAGUCCUGGUAACCUUCCUUCUGCUCCUGAUUUUCUCCCACAGCGUUGUCUUCCUGUUUGUGGGAACAGCAUCCCUGGGGCUGUUCCUCAGCAGCACUUUUCCCAGCAUGUUGGCUUACACUGAGGACAUCCUGCAGUACAGAGGCUGUGCCACCACUGUCCUGGUGACUGGAGCUGGAAUUGGGGAGAUGGUGCUACAGUUACUGGUGGGCUCGAUUAUACACGACCAGGGCAGCUACAGUUUCCUGGUCUGUGGGAUGAUCUUUGGAGGCUUGGCCUUUACCUUCUACUCUUUCCUCUUGUUUUUCCACAGGAUGUACCCCAAGCCCUCAGCAGCAGCUCUUACCUUCCAUAAAACCUCUUCAAGCUCAAGAUGGUUCUGAGGGAAAAGCCUCAAGAGAUGCCUGGGUCCAGCUGAAGGUAAGAGCAGUGAGGAGAUAAACACAGCUCAAUUCUGGGCUUGUCAUCCUUGGACUUGGAUCUGCUGUAAUUCUGCUCUAGCACCACAGGAUGCCACUGUUACUCACCUUGAGAUAGCCAGAAUGGGGAAAAAAAAAAUAGAUGUGCACAGCAAAAGCCCCUGGAGCAGUGGGUACAGAACCCCUCCCACCAUGACAACAUUCUCUCCAUCCCAGGACAGAGGAAAUGAGCAUGGAACAAUACAAUGAGGCCCUUUAUUUGGAAAGAAGUCUACUCAGAUUACACAUCUAUCACUCCAGGGACUGUCAGCUAUUAAAAACAACAACAAAAAAAAAUAAUCUAUCUUAUUAUGUCCUUGCAGAUUAAAACGUUGCUCAAUGCUCCUGCCAGAAUAAACAUCUUUUGUUAGAUGUUUGACAAUUCAAAUCUCCCUGCCAGCACUAUCUAUAUCCUGGGGUAACUCACCAAAGGGAAUUUUCACCAGGAGAAAUCACUACCUGCUCUGGCACAAAGAGCCAGGACAGCCCCUCCAGCUCUGUCUCCAUUCAAGGAAGAGGGGAAGGGCCAGGGUAGCUCAAGGUCUGAUCAACUCCCUCAUUAUCAGAAACUUUCUGUUUCCUCUACUGCAAAACAAACAGUCAAGAGAUCAGAAGCUUUGUUAAAAAUAUUUAUUUAAAAAAAUACAAUUGUUUUGCAUGUCUGGUUGCACAUAACUAUUAACAUAUGAUUGACAUGAAUAAUUUGCUACAAUGCUUUUUUAAAGCCAGCUUGCAUUAUACAAAGCAAAUCUCUCUGUCAGUACUUACAUAAAAUAGUUUUCUUUAACUGUUCCCACCCCGUUUUUUUAAAAAAAAGAUUGCAAUACAUAGAUUUAAUUUUUUUUUUUUUAUUUUAUUUUUUUGCAGAAAAAUUGAAGCAAUAAAAAAGUCACCUGAUUUCUCAGGAAAGACCUUCAUGAUGUUUGAAUAACAAGUGCCAAUGUGCCACUCUUUAAAAGCAGCAUUUGGUACUUGGAAGUGGCAUUACAGUGCCCUUCCUCCAAAGUUAAGUUUUGCAUCUUGGAACUUUGCCUCCAAAUUGUAUUCACACCUGGAAUGUGGUGGAAUAACUGCAUAUCUGCUAUAAAUCAAGUGGAGCAGAUUUGUUUUCAAUACAAUAUCAACAAGCUGAAGGUCUUCCUGAUAUGUUACCUUGGAAGGUUAAAUGAAAGCAAAUUUAGUAACACUGAA